Molecule: messenger RNA, 810 nt
Organism: Emys orbicularis (European pond turtle)
Lineage: Eukaryota; Metazoa; Chordata; Testudines; Emydidae
Product: C-type lectin domain family 2 member B-like
Exons: 5
Coding region: 1-810 (269 amino acids)
Source: RefSeq, a predicted model, not a curated record
AUGGGGAGCCUGGGUUCGCUUCCACGCCGCUUGCUGGCGCGGGAGAGCGGCGAUUCGGGGGCUGACUCGGACCCGGCAGGGGAACCGGCUCUGCCUGGCCCGGGGCUCCCACCGGGGGCUGCCACGCAUGUGGCGGUGCCGCCAGCGAGUUACCCGGACCUCACCGGGAGUACGGGGGCGGCGGCCGCGCUGGUCCCGGCCGGGCAGCAGCCCCAGGCAGUCCCAGUGCCGAGUCCCCCCAGGGAGCGGGGAGACCCGAGUAAGAGCUGCCGGUACCUGCGCGUUUCAGAGCUGUGUUCAAACAUCUGGAUCUGGAAAUGUCUAGCCUGUAUAGCUAUGGUUACAGUCAUCUUGGUUACAAUCGUAUUGGUUAAAAUCUCCCUGGAUCUCAGAGCCAUAGAGCGUGUCCCUGCUGUGACUGGAAAGUGCAUACCCUGCCCAGGAGGCUGGAUGUGGUUCAGAGGGCAAUGUUACUAUUUUUCCAAAGAAACCCAGGACUGGGAUGCCAGUAAGGAGUUUUGCAGUUCUCAUAAUGCCACACUUGCUGUGAUAAAAGAACCAUCACAACUGGAGACUAUUAACUCUUUUAAAGGAAAUGAGGAUUACUGGCUUGGACUAAGCAAAGGAGGAGAGGGAUGGCAGUGGGUGGAUGGAUCUCCAUUUACUAAUACCAUAAUUCAGUUGGAAAAUGAUGCCCAAAACUUGAACUGUGCUUUCCUUAGCAUGAAGCAAAUUGCUACUGUAGACUGCACAUCUCUAAGAUACUGGAUCUGUAUCGGAGUCCAAAUGAGUUUUCUCAAUCAGCAAUGA